GGCAUAUGCACCAAAGCUUAGGCCCAGAUUCAAGCUUCUCAAGGAGCUCCCACGAUGUUGGCAACAGGCUCCAAGCGUUAUACGAGGAUUUCGUUCGAGCCACAUCGCAGUCUGCCCGCAGUCUAUGCAUCUAAGCGAGCAUAGACUUCGGCCAGAACCACCGAAGCAUCCUUGUAGUGGAGCACCCUCCAGGAUGUCGUGAAGCGGAAUCACCGACACAGUGCGUCUAGGUCUCUACUGCGCGGGGUCCGGGAGCUAUUGAUUUAGAACCGGAGGAGCACCCAGAUCUCUCGUACUAUGGUCUCUGCUGUAGUAUAAAAUACAGCAGGAACGCCUCCUGAUAUCUCCAUCCAACAAUUCUCUCAACCCUGCUCGUGGGUUUCUUGGUAACCACUCAGCCUUCAUCAUGAGAUAUUAUUUCCCUACUGCAGUGGCUUUGUUCUUUGCUGGCCAAGCUCUGGCUGGUGACAACGAUUGGCUGAGCCCAGUUUAUAAGGAAAUAUUUCAAAAUGAGCUUCCGAUCCCACCGACUAAGGAGAAAAAAUACUCCUACUACAACUCAACUACGAAUCGCUACAUUGAUUACUACGAAAUCGAGAUCAAGUCAUUCGAACAGCAAGUGUACAAGGGCUUGAAACCUGCACAGCUUGUCGGCUAUGAUGGCAUUUCACCUGGACCCACGUUUCGCAUGGAGAAGGACCGAGAGGCCAUAGUGCGAUUCGUGAACCAUGGCGAGAAGGACAUCUCUGUCCACUUGCACGGCUCUUACAGCAGAGCACCUUUUGAUGGCUGGGCCGAGGAUGUGACCAGCAAGAAUCAAUACAAGGAUUAUUACUAUCCGAACAGGCAGGCAGCCCGCACGCUCUGGUACCAUGAUCACGCCAUUCACCAUACGGCUGAGAAUGCUUAUUAUGGCAUGGCUGGCUUCUACAUCCUGCAUGAUCCGGAUGAAGAUAAGCUCGACCUCCCCGCUGGAGAGUACGAUCUUCCGCUAGCUCUGGCUGCAAAACAGUACAACUCUGACGGUACGCUCUUCAGCCCCGCAGAUGAGACAGUCUCUCUCUACGGUGACAUCAUCCAUGUCAAUGGCCAGCCCUGGCCAUACAAGAAAGUAGAGCCUCGCAAGUACAGGCUCCGGUUCCUGGAUUCGUCAAUCAGCCGUGCCUUCAAGCUUACCUUUGAAGACUCAAAGGCGAAGAAACUUCCCUUCAAUGUCAUCGCUUCUGAUGCCGGAUUGCUCACCAAGCCAGUGCAAUCUGAUAAUCUUGAAAUCUCCAUGGCCGAGCGCUGGGAAGUUGUUAUCGACUUCAGUCAAUACAAGGGCCAAAACGUGACAUUGAAGAAUUCACGCGACGUCCAGGCAGAUGAGGAUUACAACAGUACAGAUAAGGUCAUGCAAUUUGUUGUUGGCAACACUGUCUCGAGCGACCAAGGAAACGGAAAUCUCCCUGGUUCGCUGCGCAACGUUCCUUUCCCACCAACCAAGAGCGGCGUGGACCGAAAGUUUAAGUUCGAACGCCAAGGCGGGGAGUGGAAGGUCAAUGGUGUCACCUUUGCAGACGUCAACAACCGCAUUCUCGCCAAGCCACCCCGUGGUGCCAUCGAGAUCUGGGAGCUGGAGAACGGUGGUGGUGGCUGGUCUCAUCCGGUGCAUAUUCACCUGAUCGACUUCCAAAUCAUCUCUCGAACCGGUGGUCGUCCUGUUCUCAACUACGAAAAGGAAGCACUGAAGGAUGUCGUUCUUCUUGGCACUUCGGAGACUGUCCGAGUAAUCGCUCGCUAUGCGCCGUGGGAUGGAGUCUACAUGUUUCACUGCCAUAAUCUCAUCCACGAGGACCACGACAUGAUGGCUGCUUUCAAUGUAACCAGUUUGGCCGACUUUGGGUAUCCAGAAACUACCAAGUUUAUUGACCCUAUGGAGGACCGUUGGCGUUCCAAAGACGAAGGUGACGGCUCAGCCUUCACCGAUGAAGCUGUCAGGGAUCGCUGCCACGAAUUCUACAUGCUGGAUGCCUAUGAUAAGGUCGAUGACACCGAGGCAGCACUCGAAUCUUAUUAUGCCAACGGCGCGCCAAAGACGACUCUCGCCACGAGUACUGUCAAGGCUAGUACCCUUUCGUCGGUUACGACGAAGGCUGCAACUUCGACUAUCACUACUUCAGCGAAAGUCGAUGAUAAGAAAACGACGACAACGAAGACUACGGCGAAAACGACCACGACCAAGAGCUAAUCGACCAAGAGGUACCCGAUCAGUUGACGUGGGAGUUGCGCAAAAUAGACUUACAUGGCGCUUUGGGAUUGUUCAUCUGUUCGGACAAUAAGGGCUGCCGCUUACGAAGAUCAUGAUCAGUACACUUAAUGUAAAUAUAUCAAUCGCUCAUUCAAAAC
This is a messenger RNA of Paraphaeosphaeria sporulosa, 2388 nucleotides long. RefSeq names its product Cupredoxin. The record is from RefSeq and is a predicted model, not a curated record. The transcript has 4 exons. The coding region runs from base 407 to 2230 and encodes 607 amino acids. Lineage: Eukaryota; Fungi; Ascomycota; Dothideomycetes; Pleosporales; Didymosphaeriaceae. Gene Ontology annotation, molecular function: copper ion binding; oxidoreductase activity.